Canariomyces notabilis is the source of this 1143-nucleotide messenger RNA. RefSeq lists its product as uncharacterized. The transcript has 2 exons. Lineage: Eukaryota; Fungi; Ascomycota; Sordariomycetes; Sordariales; Chaetomiaceae. The record is from RefSeq and is a predicted model, not a curated record. Bases 1 to 1143 code for a protein of 380 amino acids.
AUGACAAUACACAGGCUGGUAGCAACGCGCACAUGCAGCAGGUGGGGGUUUGGCACGCAGCGGAGGGCCCUUGCGACCAAACCGCCUGUCUUGCCCUUGGCGUGGGAGCAUAGAUGCCCGCCGCCAACGUGCCCCUGUGCGCCGACGCCCGAGAUGCCCUCGGGGUUUGAAAUUGACCAUGAAACGGGCAUCCAUAAUCUCAUGCCCAGUUACAACCAGCACGUGUUGGUGUGCACCGGCAAAGAUGACUGGCCAAGCCGCAUCGAGGAUGACAACGGCGGCGACAAUUUGGCCGCCGACCUGCGCAAGCUGCUCGGCCGUGGCGGCAAGUACCACGACGACUGCCACCACGUUUCGGUUCUCAAUUCCUCGUUCCCUUCCUCCCCGUCGUCCAGGGAACAGCCCGAGUUGCAGACCAGCUCCGUCUACCUCCUCCCCAUGUUCAAAUACGUCCCCUAUGUGCCCCGCGAGUCCUCAAACAGCGUCGAGGCCCUUGUGAAAGGCUUUCUCCUCGCGGAAAGGCUCGACCCCUGGCAUGACAAGAAGCCGCACACCGACCGGGACAGGCUGCUCCGUAAGCCCGUCUACCAGGGUUUGCUGCGGGGUGUAAGGGACGUGCGCGAGGUGGUGGUGCUCAUCUGCGGGCACGGCGGCAGGGACUAUAGAUGCGGCGUGUACGGGCCGCUGUUGAGGGGCGAGUUUGAGACGAGGCUGCCUGAGCGCGGGGUGCAGGUGCUCAAGGGGCCGGUGGAGGUUGAAGGGGGAGCGAAGCCGGCUGCGGAAGGGAAAACGGACGCUAAGGAGGAGAGAAGAGGGCUCGCUGCCCGCGUCGGGCUGAUUAGCCACGUUGGAGGACACAAGUGGGCAGGGAAUGUGAUUAUCUACCUGCCGCCGGAUAUGAAGACGAAAGACGGAGAGAUACAUCGGCUAGCAGGCCAUGGGAUCUGGUACAGGAGAGUCGAACCGAGACAUGUUGAGGGCCUCAUCGAAGAGACGAUCCUAAACGGGCUCAUCGUUGGGGAGUUGUUUGGGGGUGGCAUCAGGCCGGAUGGGGAACCUGUCUGGGGAGAGGAUCUGCGGGUUGAUAUCCCUUGGUUACCAUGGAGUCGAAGUAAGGAGUUUGACAACAUCAGACGCUUCUGA